Molecule: messenger RNA, 559 nt
Organism: Entrophospora candida
Lineage: Eukaryota; Fungi; Glomeromycota; Glomeromycetes; Entrophosporales; Entrophosporaceae
Source: the annotation of a GenBank genome assembly
AUGUCAUCAGAAUACGACAAAAAUUUACACUUGGCCCAUAUAUUUGGUAUAGCUUCGAUGGUGUUUUAUCACAAUACCAUAAUUUCAGUUUUCACAAUACGAAAAAGACCGAGAAACAUCCCUGAUAUUGCAAGAAUUAUUUUCAACGUUACAGGUGGAAUUCGACUCACUCUCCAAUUCGUUUAUUCCGUACUACCGCCAUUUGUCGACCUGUCAGCAUGUAAAACUGUCUCUUUCGUUUACGCAAUCAUCAUUCUGAUCUAUAGAGUUUCUCUGUCAGCUUUUUUAUUAUGGAGGAUAAAACAUAUUGGUGAAACGGAAUUCGACAAGCAGAGUGCUUAUAUCUUAUUUUCUAUAAGAACGAUCUUACAAAUUAUGCAUAUUGGUUUAUUAAAACCAACAAUUACUUUGAAUACUUCCACGCCAAAUGUUCAUCCUGCCCAUUGUGAUCCGAACCUUUCAACAAAUCUAGUUAUUUGGGGUUGGAUUAUAGCAGAUUUCUUGAUCGAUAUUUAUGUAUCAAUUCGAUUAUUUAUAAUAAUGGGUUCAGCCAAUAAAA